Messenger RNA from Myotis daubentonii (Daubenton's bat), 4141 nucleotides. RefSeq names its product gap junction protein gamma 2 (gene GJC2). Gene Ontology annotation, biological process: cell-cell signaling. Lineage: Eukaryota; Metazoa; Chordata; Mammalia; Chiroptera; Vespertilionidae. Gene Ontology annotation, molecular function: gap junction channel activity. The record is from RefSeq and is a predicted model, not a curated record. Gene Ontology annotation, cellular component: connexin complex.
UGAGUCUGCACACACAUGAGUGUAUGUGCACAUGGGAGUGUGCAUAUCUGCAUACACGUGUGUCUGAGUAUUUGUGUGUGGUGACUGUGUGCACAAGUGUUUAAGUGUUUGCACACUUGAGUGUGCAUAUCUGUGAGUUCAUUGUACACCUGUAUGCACAUGUCUGAGUGUUUGAAUGUGCGUACACGGGGUAUUUUUUUAUAUGUGUACUCAUGUGAGAGUGCAUGUUGUCUGUGAGGAUAGUUGUACACCUGUAUGCGUGUGUGUGUCUGUGUUUGCAUUGCAUUAUGUGUAGCUCAGAGGUGUGCACACAGAUGUAAGGAAGUGGGGUCAUUUCCCCAGGAACCCUGACUACCCCCUCUUCCUCCCCACCUCCCGCCAGGGAGAGGCCCAGCUGCAUAAAGAGGGCCCGGAGCCCGGCUUGUCUCUGCCUCUCCAUCCCACACCUGCCCACACUGCCUCCAGGCCUGUUCUAGGAGGGAGGGCCAGAAGAGUUGGGCACUCAGGGGUCUCCUUUCCCAGACUAUCCAGGAGCAGGUACUGGCCUUGGCUGUGGGGAAGGUGGGUGUUGGGAGCAGGUACUGGCCUUGGCUGUGGGGAAGGUGGGUGUUGGGAGCAGGUACUGGCCUUGGCUGUGGGGAAGGUGGGUGUUGGGAGCAGGUACUGGCCUUGGCUGUGGGGAAGGUGGGUGUUGGGAGCAGGUACUGGCCUUGGCUGUGGGGAAGGUGGGUGUUGGGAGGCACAGGGAGUUGGGGUUGUGUGGCCCUCCCCAAAGAGGCUCUUCUCUUGGGCACAGGCCCACCCAGGGAUCAGCUGGCCUGAAAGGGGCAUUGGUCUGGGAUGUGGUGAGUGGCCUAUGGCUGUUCUGAGUGUCACAGUUGCCUCAAUGGACAUGGUUCCAUCUGCACAGGUGCCUGGCCUAAUCCACUCCCCACCCCACCCUCUUACAGCUGGGAUUUCCCCACUAUGACUGCAGAGGACAUGAGGGCACCCAUGAGAGGGAGGAGCAGCCGGAGAGUUGGGCAGCAGCCCCUGGUGCAUCUGGACCAGAGGGAGGGCAUGAAGGAGCCUGGGGGUCCUUUGCAGAGGCAGAGGGACCAGAUUCCCCUGUGAGGGUGUGGGUUGGGGAGGGGUGAGCUGCUGGGAGCCUAGGGGCGCAUGAGGCUGCAGAGUGUGUGGGGGAUGGGAGAUUAGACGGAGUGAGGCACUGGGGAGCUGGGCAAGCUGGGGCCCCCCUCCCGUGCUGGGAAGAGGACUUCAUGCAGCUAGGUACUGCUGGGGGCUGAGGAGGGUGGGGGCCAAGCGUGCGUGAGGGUUGAGGCUGUGCGGCCCCCACACUCUGAGUGAGGCUGGCCUCUGAUUUCUAGGUGACCCCAUGAAGUUGGCUCACCCAGUUGACUCCCUGUGGCUCUCAGGGCCUAGGGUGGGGUUUCCAGAGGUGAGGGAUGGGAGAGGCUUGCACAGAACCAAGCUUUCCUGGGGAGAGCAGGAGGGGCUGGCUGCACUCCAGGCCACUGGGACCUGGGGUUCGCAGGGGUGAGUGGUCCACGGGAGCAGCACAGCCUGUUGUCCAUCUGCAUGGGGUCUGUCCUUUGCCAACCCAGGCCCCGCCUCCCUGUGGGGCACCCCAGGGGCAGAGGCAAGGGGGGGGGCUGUUCCUUCAGUGGAAGGCAGCGGAGCUGCCCUCUGGGGCCCUGGCUCCAGCGCCAGGACUCCUGCCCCAGUGCUCCUCCUGGCCAUGGGUUUAGCUCUAGUCCCCCACCCAGGGUUGAGCUCCCCUUUGAGUCCUCAGGUCCUGCCAACCCACAUCCCCACAUCCCCUCCCGCCCUCCUCUUUCCCACCCCGGGUUGAGCUCUGCUGUGGCCCACAGGUCCCGCUCCCCGCCCCUAUGACCAACAUGAGCUGGAGCUUCCUGACGCGGCUGCUGGAGGAGAUCCACCACCACUCCACGUUCGUGGGGAAGGUGUGGCUCACGGUGCUGGUGGUCUUCCGGAUCGUGCUCACGGCCGUCGGAGGCGAGUCCAUUUACUCGGAUGAGCAGACCAAGUUCACCUGUAACACCAGGCAGCCGGGCUGCGACAAUGUCUGCUAUGACGCCUUCGCGCCCCUGUCCCACGUGCGCUUCUGGGUCUUCCAGAUCGUGGUCAUCUCCACGCCCUCGGUCAUGUACCUGGGCUACGCCGUGCACCGCCUGGCCCGCGCUGCCAAGUACGAGCGCCGCCGUGCCCCGCGCCGCAAGCGCGGGCCCCGCGCGCCCCUACCGCUGCCCCCGUCGUCCCACCCCACCUGGCCCGAGCCCAUCGACCUGGGAGAGGAGGAGCCCAUGCUGAGCCUGGGCGAGGAAGAGGAGGAGCCGGGGGUGGCAGAAGGCCUGGGAGCGGAGGACGAGGUGGAGGAUGCGAGCGCAGCCAAGGGCCUCGGUGCGGACGCCAAGGCGGCGGGGACCCCGAGCCCCAACGGGCCGCAUGACGGGCGGCGGCGUAUCCAGCGCGAGGGCCUGAUGCGCGUGUACGUGGCCCAGCUGGUGGCGCGGGCCGCCUUCGAGGUGGCCUUCCUGGUGGGCCAGUACCUUCUGUACGGCUUUGAGGUGCCGCCUUUCUUCCCGUGCAGCCGCCGGCCCUGCCCGCACGUCGUCGACUGCUUCGUGUCGCGGCCCACGGAGAAGACGGUCUUCCUGCUGGUCAUGUACGUGGUCAGCUGCCUCUGCCUGCUGCUGAACCUCUGCGAGAUGGCGCACCUGGGCCUGGGCAGCGCCAAGGACGCCGUGCGCGCCCGGCGCCCUGCGCCCACCUCUCCCAGCCCCGCACCGCGCCCGCUGCCCUGCCCGCUGCCCGCCCCCGCCGGCCUGGCCUACCCGCCCGACUACAGUCUGGUGGUGCGCGCGCGCGCCCACGACCAAGACCCGCCCAGCCCCGCGCUGCGGACCUUGCGGGACGCGCGCGCGCUCGGGGACCGUGACCGCCCGCCCUGCCCCGGCCUCCCCGCGGCCACCCGGGGGCCCCCCAGGGCCGGCGCCUCCGCUUCCGGGUCAGGCAGUGCCACGUCGGGGGGCACGGGCGGGGACCAGGGCCGGCCGGGCGCCAAACCUAGAGCGGGCUCCGAGAAAGGCAGUGCCAGCAGCAGGGAGGGGAAGGCCACCGUCUGGAUCUGAGGCCCCGCCCCAGUGCUCGGCCCUCCCUUCACGCCGGCAUGGGCUGGGGACUCUGGGAUGAAGCUGGGUACUGGCCGCGCUGGACACAGAGCAUCACCUGCCGUCUCCUCCUCCUCUUCCCCCCUCCUCCUUCUCCUCGACUGGCCGCCCUCUCCCUUGGGAAGGGCACCGUCUGCUCUGUAGCGCUACCCCUUCCCACCUGAACCCUCUCUCUGUCCGGGAUAAGAGGGGAGGAUGGACCUGGCAACCACAAGAGUCCCCAGUUCUGGUUCGUAAACCCUGAGGAGUGGGCUGGACUGUGGCUGGGGCACUGCCCCCACCACCACCCCCAUCGGCCCCUCCAGAGCCACCUUGAGCCUUCCCCAGAGCCAAUCCUUCCCUCAGAGCUUCUCUGGGACCCAGCCAGCGCCUCAGGACGUCUCUGAACAGAAGGUCCGGCCUCUUCCCUGCUCCCCGGCAGCAGCCCAGAUAUGACUCCCAGAGGUGUCUGGCCUGGGCGUUCGGGGUACAAUGCUGUCCCCACUCCCUGCAGCAGCCAAUGUGGCUCCUUUCCCAGCCACCCGCCUCCCACCCACAUGCUGCUCCUGCAGAACGGAAGCAAUUUGAGUCUUCUUCCUACAGUAGGGGAAACCGAGGCAGCCCGGGACUGCGCCUCCUUCCUCCUUGGCCCUCUGGGCACCAGCUCAUAAGCUGCCGGUCCUCCUCCCCUGAGUGUGGGGCGGGCCUGCAUCCUGCCCCGGGUCCCUGCCCGGAAGAUGGGAGUGGAUUCGGCCACGCCCCCUAGAGCUUCCUGGCUGGCUGGCUGGGGCCUUCCACUGGGAGGUCAGUCUGCCUUGCUACUGAGACCAACAGGGUGGUGGCCAAGAGCUGAGGCUUUGGCCGUGUUGGGGGAAGGGGCUUAGGGCCUCCUGCCCAGGGCCUCCCAGCCCUGCAGCCCCUUCCUAAUUCAGACACAGCCUCCCAAAUAAAAAUCUAACUUUUGUUUAUAA